GCUCGCUCUCGCUCGCUCUCACCCUCGCUCUGCGUUCUGUCCGGGAGGAGCACGGAGAAGCCAAUAGGAUGCGGGGUCUCUAAUGGAUGCAAAUGAUCAUGAAAAGACAGUGCAAAAUAUGAAACAACUCAUUUGCAGGGAAGUAAAUCACCGAAAACUGUUUAUGAACUGGCAUCCCUUCUUCGAAAUGUAAAGCGAGGACCUCUUUAAGUGGCGGUAUAUUUUUGUUUGGGGGGUGGGGGGUGGGGGGAGGGCGAGCGAGCCGCGGCUGCCAUGCAGGCGUAAGACUUUUGGAGGCUUCGCUGUCCUUCCCUAUUCCUGGAAAUCACAAAAAGUGUGGUGGCUUCGAGAGCUUCUUCGCCUUUUCUUUCUUUUCUUUCCCCCCCUCCUCCCUUUCCCUCUCCUUUCCUGGCGAGGGUGACUGGGAGCCGGCGAAUCCGCGUUUUUUUUCUCUCUCUCCCUCCCUUUCCCCCUCCCCACCCCCUCCCCAACAGCCCCCAACUACAGCCGCCGCCGCCGCCGCCGCCUCAAAAUUCAAUAAAAUGAGCUCUUAUUUCGUCAACUCACUGUUCUCCAAAUACAAAACCGGGGAGUCCCUGCGCCCCAAUUAUUAUGACUGCGGCUUCGCCCAGGACCUGGGCGGCCGACCCACCGUGGUGUACGGUCCCAGCAGCGGCGGCAGCUUCCAGCACCCGUCGCAAAUCCAGGAGUUCUACCACGGGCCGUCCUCGCUGUCCACGGCGCCCUACCAGCAGAACCCGUGCGCCGUGGCGUGCCACGGGGACCCGGGCAACUUCUACGGCUACGACCCGCUGCAGCGGCAGAGCCUGUUCGGGGCGCAGGACCCAGACCUGGUGCAGUACGCCGACUGCAAGCUCGCAGCCGCCAGCGGCCUUGGCGAGGAGGCCGAGGGCUCCGAGCAGAGCCCGUCGCCCACACAGCUUUUCCCCUGGAUGCGCCCGCAAGGCACCGACCGCAAGAGAGGCCGCCAGACCUACACCCGCUACCAGACGCUGGAGCUGGAGAAGGAGUUUCACUACAACCGCUACCUGACCCGGCGGCGGCGCAUCGAGAUCGCGCACGCGCUCUGCUUGACCGAAAGACAAAUCAAGAUCUGGUUCCAGAACCGGCGCAUGAAGUGGAAAAAAGAAAACAAGACCGCGGGCUCCGGAGCCACCGGCCAGGACAAGGCCGAGGCCGAUGAGGACGAGGAAGAGUGAGAGACUGAGAAGGGCAGUGGGAGAGAGACGAAAGAGGGAGAGAAGGAAGAAACCCACUUCUGGGAACUGAACCAGGAAACUCAGAUCAAAAGGGGGGGGGGAUAUUUAAAUGGAAAGUAGUUAACAUUUUUUAAGGAGAAAGGUGAACUUUUGGUUUCUUGACACUGAAAAAAAAAUACUACCUAUAGGAAAGGCCGUCGGGUUUGUUUUUGUACAAUAUGGGAAGGACAUCAUCUACCUGUUCUGUAGCUUUUUGGAAUCUGCUUCCCUUUUCUAUGUUGCUAUUGUAGGUCUUUGUAAAAUCUCGCUGUUUUGUAAGCCUCCUUUGACGAUGUCUUUGUGGUCUGUGGUUCUGGACUAAACGUGGUCCCCAUCCUGCUGAGUCCCGCUUUCCACUAGCAGCACUGAAGGGGCCCUAAGGCGCCCCAGGGCCCUCCCACUAGCUGAAGUGUCCCUCUGUGUACCUGGGCUGCCCAGUGAUCCUGUUCCCACCAGACCCUGAGGCCCUCUUUUCAUUCUAUGUGUGUUUGAAGGCUGAAUAUAAAUAAAACAAUAAAGUGAUUAAA
Condylura cristata (star-nosed mole) is the source of this 1786-nucleotide messenger RNA. RefSeq names its product homeobox protein Hox-B7. Gene Ontology annotation, molecular function: RNA polymerase II transcription regulatory region sequence-specific DNA binding; DNA-binding transcription factor activity, RNA polymerase II-specific. Gene Ontology annotation, cellular component: nucleus. Lineage: Eukaryota; Metazoa; Chordata; Mammalia; Eulipotyphla; Talpidae. The record is from RefSeq and is a predicted model, not a curated record. Gene Ontology annotation, biological process: regulation of transcription by RNA polymerase II. The transcript is spliced from 2 exons. The coding region runs from base 543 to 1220 and encodes 225 amino acids.